AUGGACUCCGCGCAGCUCAACGACCAGAUGAAAAUCACACAGGGUCUCGACAGCAAGGGCGCCGACGUUGACAAUGUCGAGAACCAGGUUCCUGCGGAUCCUAACGCGCCGCGGACCAUGAGUCCAGAGCGUCGCGUGGCUGUUGAGAAGAGCUUGAAACGCAAGAUUGACACGCGAUGCUCGCUAUUCGUGCUCAUCUACAUCAUGAACUACCUCGACAGAAACAACAUCGCAGCCGCCCGUCUUCGCGGUCUGCAAAGUGACCUCAACUUGAACAACACCCAAUACGCCACUUGCUUGAGUAUUCUGUAUGUCGGCUACAUUCUCAUGCAGGUCCCUUCCAACAUGGUCAUCAACAAGAUCUCACGUCCGUCUUGGUACAUCUCCGCUGCUAUGCUGGUCUGGGGUCUCAUCUCAACCCUGUCCGGCGUCACCACCAACUUCGGUGGCAUGGUCGCUACGCGUUUCUGCCUUGGUUUUGUCGAGGCCGCCUUCCUGCCCGGUGCCCUGCUUAUUCUAUCCAAGUGGUACACCCGCCGCGAGCUCAGCACCCGCAACGCCAUCCUGUUCUGCGGUAACCUCAUCUCCAACGCCUUCUCAGCCUUGAUUGGUGCCGGUGUCCUAUCCAACAUGCAGGGUGUCCUCGGCCACGCUGCUUGGCGCUGGCUUUUCUGGAUCGAGGGUGCCAUCACCAUGGCCGUCGCCAUCUCCGCCGCGUUCAUCCUUCCUGAUCUCCCUACCAACUCCAAAGGUUUUACUGAGGAGGAGCUAUACGUUGCGCAGCUUCGUAUGACUGAAGAUGUCGGUGAGGCUGAUGUUGACUCGGAUGAGAUGGGCCCAAUGGAUGGAUUGUACAUGGCUGUCAAGGAUGUCAAGAUCUACGUUAUGAUGAUUACCUUUACUGCUUACGUCGUUGGCCUGUCAUUCAACGCCUUCUUCCCCACUCUCACCGGUACUCUUGGCUUCAGCUAUGUCCCGACUCUGCUCAUGAGCUCGCCUCCCUGGGCCUUCUCCUGCAUCGUCUCCCUCAUCAACGCCUGGCAUGCUGAUCGUCAGCAGGAGAGAUUCUGGCACAUUGUCGGCCCCAUCUGCGUCGGUCUCGUCGGUUUCGUCAUCUCCAUGUCAACCCUGAACGUCGCCGCCCGCUACGUCGCCCUCUUCCUCCAGGCCAGCUCGUACGCCGGCUUUAUUGUCUUUUACUCCUGGAUAUCCUCUUCCUUUCCUCGUCCUCCUGCCAAGCGUGCCGUCGCGAUCGCUAUGAUAAAUGCCUUCUCCCAGCUGGGCAAUAUCGCCGGAUCCUACGUUUGGAGUCUCUCAGACAACGGAUUCCGCAAGAGUUACGGUAUUGUCACCGCCAUGUUCGGCGCCACCAUCGUCGGUUGCUACAUCUUCAAGGUCAUCCUCGAUAACCUAAACAAGAAGCUCGAGGCUGGCGAGCGCGCCUGGGAGGUCCACGGGGACGUUGCCCACCAGACCGCCGAUGUCACUAAUGGCGACGAGAUUGAGGCUGCUCGCAUGAUGGGCAAGGGCUUCAGAUACCUUGUCUGA
Molecule: messenger RNA, 1548 nt
Organism: Colletotrichum spaethianum
Lineage: Eukaryota; Fungi; Ascomycota; Sordariomycetes; Glomerellales; Glomerellaceae
Product: putative transporter
Exons: 4
Coding region: 1-1548 (515 amino acids)
Biological process (GO): transmembrane transport
Cellular component (GO): membrane
Molecular function (GO): transmembrane transporter activity
Source: RefSeq, a predicted model, not a curated record